GGCACAGAGCGCUGGCAGGGGAGUUCUGCCCUACACCGGUAGUACCUGGCCAUUCCGAGAGAGUAUCGGUGCGAAUAGAGAAAAUAAUUGAGGACAAGAGAAUAACCUUAGAAAGCCGUCAGUAGCUCGCCCGAUACUGAGUGCCUCUGCCAGCCACAGACUCCCGUGCCCACGUGCCCAGAGAUGAAGGACUCCGAGUGUAAUGGCACCUCCUCUCCCGGGGAGCACCCUGUGCCUCCCGGCCUGCACCGCUCCGGAGAAUCCGCUUCCUCCCCGGGCUGCGGCCCCCGGUGCCGCCGGUUCCUACGGGGAAAUGUGCUGGUGUUGCUGACGGUGCUGGGAGUGAUCAUGGGCGCAGGGCUGGGGAUGGCAGUGAGGCCGCUCAAUAUGUCCAAAGCCCAUAUCGCCUCUUUCUCCUUCCCGGGGGAGCUGCUGCUGCGCCUGCUGAAGAUGAUCAUCCUGCCGCUGGUGGUCUGCAGUCUGGUAUCCGGGGCCGCUUCCCUCCAGCCCUCCGCUCUCGGCAAGCUCGGAGGAUGGGCCAUGCUCUUCUUCCUCAUCACCACGCUGCUGGCUUCAGGGCUGGGAGUCUGCCUGGCACUGCUAAUCCGACCGGGGGUGGGAGCCCAGGUGGCACUUGGGCAAGGGGGUGGCAUCCCAGAGGGCAAGGAGGUGGUAGACUCGUUCCUGGAUCUGAUCCGAAAUAUUUUUCCAUCAAACUUGGUGUCUGCUGCUUUUCAGUCGUAUGCCACAAGUUAUAAACUUGAACUUGUAAAUACCAGUGCAAAUGGAGAGAUGAACAACACAUGGGUUAAGGUUCCCUAUGGCCAGGAGGUAGAGGGCAUGAACAUAUUGGGGUUGGUGGUUUUUGCCAUCGUUUUUGGAAUUGCACUUAGAAAGCUGGGCCCUGAAGGAGAAAUUCUUAUUCGAUUCUUCAACUCUUUCAAUGAGGCUACUAUGGUUUUGGUGACGUGGAUCAUGUGGUAUGCCCCACUUGGUAUCAUGUUCCUUGUGGCAGGCAAGAUUGUGGAGAUGGAAGAUGUUGUCCAGCUUUUCACCAGUUUGGGGAAAUACAUAUCUUGCUGCAUUGUUGGGCAUAUCAUACAUGGACUGCUGGUACUUCCACUCAUCUAUUUUGCCUUUACUCGGAAGAACCCAUACCGCUUCCUGUGGGGAAUUGUGAGUGCACUUGCAACAGCAUUUGGGACAUCCUCCAGUUCUGCCACACUUCCACUGAUGAUGAAAUGUGUAGAGGAAAGGAAUGGUGUUUCCAAACAGAUCAGUCGGUUCAUUCUUCCUAUUGGAGCCACAGUGAAUAUGGAUGGUGCUGCUCUUUUUCAGUGUGUAGCAGCUGUAUUUAUUGCCCAGCUUAACAACGUCUCCCUUGACUUCAUCCAAAUCAUCACCAUUCUUGUGACAGCUACAGCUUCCAGUGUUGGAGCAGCUGGUAUCCCUGCCGGGGGCGUUCUGACUCUUGCUAUAAUCUUAGAAGCUGUGAGUCUUCCAACAAAUGACAUUUCACUUAUCCUGGCUGUGGACUGGCUGGUUGACCGCACAUGCACUGUACUAAAUGUGGAAGGUGAUGCCUUUGGCGCAGGGCUCCUCCAAGUAUACAGCGACCGGACAGCCUCAAGUAGUGAGGGGACAGAGCUGGCAGCAGUACAAGUUGAAAUUCCUGGAGACCAUCCUGAAGGUGACCCACUCCUAAAAAAGCACGCACCGUUAAUCAGCGAUGGUGCAAGUGCCCUGGAAAAGGAGUCUACCAUGUGAGGAACUACUGACUGCAGAAGGACCAUGUUGGUUCAACUGUCAGUGCAGAACCCAAGGACUGAUCCAAUUCUGGGCCUGGGGUUGGACAAAUUGUACAGCUCAAGGGCUUUUAUUUUUAUAUAUUAUUUUUUUAACUUAUGUUCACUGUUAUCAGGACAGUUAGGUACUCUCAGUGGAUCAGGUCAGUCCUUUUUUAUUUCUAACUUCUACUUUGCUUAAGUCUUAGAACAAGUUUUACUACCAGAAAAGAUGUACAUACUCAUGGGUGUUUUUAGUUGUGUUUGAAAUGUGGUGUAUAUUGAUGCUUUCCACCGUGCUCCAGAGCAAGUGUUACCUGGGCUCAGUCUGCCUUGUGGACAACUUUCUCACACCUAUGGGAGUGAUCAUAAACACUGAAUGAAAUGAAUGAAAUUUUAUUUUUUUCAUCAAGUUUUGCAAUAAUCUGUACUUCAGUGUGUUUAGACCCAGUCUUUUUAUGUUUUUGUGGAAUGUAUGAAAAUCUAACACAUUCAAUGCAAUUUAUGGGAAAAAGCACAUGGAUAUGUACCCAAAGGGACAGGCCAGGGUUUAGGAGCAUCCUUACCCUUAAACUGAAAGUAGAAAAUUUAACAGAUCAACUUAAAGUUAAAGGGGUAGUUUACGUUAAUAUUAACUUCUAGUGUGGUGUAGGCCAGUGGUUUCCAGGCUUUUUCUAGUUUAAGAUCCCUUAUGUCUGGGUCCCCAGUAUCUUAUAGCAAAAUUAAGUAUUGCUAUAUCACCCAUUCAGCCACCAUUCCACUAAUUUCUGGCAGCUAUUCUCUGCCCAAUCUCAUCCAAAAUGGCCUUCAAGCUUGGCUUCCAAGAAAAAAAAAAACAUGGGGCCAGGCACCCAGCCCCCUUCCCUUUUGUUUUGAGUUAUCGACUACCAGAUGUUCAGUUGCAGGAUCAAAGAAGCAGAAAAGGAAGGCUAAUCACUCAAAAACAUAGAAAACUAAAUGAAUAGUUGCUUAUGUCAGUCCAUCUAUGGCAUUUUAAUGUAAAGGUAAACUUCCCCCUUUUAUUUACUCAAGUGAGGAUAUUUCUUGAAGGGUCACUUAUGUGAGGUCAGUUUCCUCACACCCUGUUACACACAAUGCUGCAGGGAGCUGUGUCUUUAUACAGCCCUAAUGUAUGUAUGUUUUGAAUAUGUAUGUCUGUGUGUAUGGAUACUGUAUGUCUUUUGUGUGAGGGAGAAACCCCUGAUUUUAUGAAGUGUUUACUUAAUGGACCAAAUGAGAGCAUAGUUGUGCCAUUGCAUACUUUGUGUACAUAAGUACAUUUUAUGUUAUUUUACACAACUUAUUUGCAAUGGAAACACAAAUGACAGUUGAUGAAUAAUCACCACAAGAUAAAACAAAUCUGUUACAUGUUUCUCAGAGUAUACCGGGUAUGGCUAUAGAGCACACCAACCAAACAAGUCUGCCAGUGUACACAAGCGUGCAUGCACUAAUGGACCACAGAGGCUCUCAAGGGAAAUGAGGAUGUAUAGAACAUGAAGUAAUAAAAAUAUAAAUCCUC
Molecule: messenger RNA, 3303 nt
Organism: Xenopus tropicalis (tropical clawed frog)
Lineage: Eukaryota; Metazoa; Chordata; Amphibia; Anura; Pipidae
Gene: slc1a5
Product: solute carrier family 1 member 5
Exons: 8
Coding region: 184-1767 (527 amino acids)
Biological process (GO): neutral amino acid transport; L-glutamate transmembrane transport
Cellular component (GO): melanosome; apical plasma membrane; membrane
Molecular function (GO): symporter activity
Source: RefSeq, marked provisional